This is a messenger RNA of Aureobasidium uvarum, 462 nucleotides long. The record is from the annotation of a GenBank genome assembly. Lineage: Eukaryota; Fungi; Ascomycota; Dothideomycetes; Dothideales; Saccotheciaceae.
AUGACCAUCACCGCUGCUACACCGACCAUCAAUAUUCCUGCAAGUGGUGCAGCGACAACAGCCACAGCAUCAGGAAAUUCUUCAGGACCCAAAAGAGAUUGGACAGGCAUCGGUAUAGGAGCAGGAGUCGGUGCUGCUGUGCCUCUCCUCGCGUUGAUCGCCGUGGGCAUUGUACUCUGGCGCCGCCAUCGCCGUCGUGCAAUGCAUGUCUCACCUUCAACAAGCAGUUUCUCUCACGAAAGCGCUUCUGAUGCGCCCACCAAAGAAGCCUUUACUACCAAACCUGCUUACCUGAAGGGCUGUGACACCAAUUCGACCCGUACCUACGAGAUGGAUGCCAUGGGCGAGAGAAUAGAACUACCACUAAAGAGUCCCAGAGAGUUACCAGGAUCGGAAGGGGAAAGACAGCGUUACCAGGCCUAUCAACCAAUCCCUUUCAACCAAUCGUAUCGGCAUGGAUAG